GUCGGGACAAGGGCCUCUGUCUUCUUUUCUUCGCGUCCCACCACUUCUUCGCAUAAAUCAGAUUUACUUAAGGUUAUCAUUACCUUCAAUAAUAAUAACUGCAGUAUAUCAGUAUUCCACUCCAACCUCAUCAUGACAGGUAAUUUGCACAUUAUUUGUUUUGAACUAAGCCUAUGACAGCAAUUUUGACUCAAAACGUUUGAGCAACAGACUCCAUGGUGGUGGAAAUUAGAGAAUUAAAAAAAUCGCAAAUAUGUGUAGCUUCCAAAGUUAAAGAAAAAAAACUGUAAAACUGUAUACAUUUAUUAAUUUAUGAUUUCUUUGUCAAUAAAAGUAUUUAGAGUUACAUACUGAUCAGAGGAGUGGUUUAUGAAAAAUAGUUUAAACGAAACCAUUACAUGCAUUCAUAUGUGCUUUUAUUUUGAAGAGUAGUGUCUCGUUUAUGCCGCCUGUCCACCGGAAGCUCUGCGACCCGUGUCGCUGCAGCGUUGCGCUUUCCUGUUUACGAGCGGGAAGAGCGAACGGAGCUUCACCGUGUACACUUUUAGGGGUUUAUAACCGCCUGCACAUUUGUUUUUAGUUGUCUUCCAGAGCGGCAGUCUGCAUGUUUUAAUGAACCACUUGGCACUGUGGGGAGUUUAGAUACGUUGUCGGCGGAGCGCUGGUGAAAACAAGAGGUGUUUUUGGAGCAGAGUGGGACAGAUGGAGGAUCCUCCAGCAGAUCCUAUCGGCGGCGGCGGCGGUGGUGCAGCAGCCGCCGCAGCGGAGGGCCCCACGAUGCAGGUGGCUGACAUGCGCUGGCCAAGCGGAGCUCUUCCGCUCCGGCUCCUGGAGUGGAAGGUCAAACCAGGGUCUCUCGUGAACGUGGACUCGGUUCUUGCCUUAUGUGCUCUCAUAGCCCAGGAUAAGGAGACGGAGGCUGCUGCUAGGCUGCCAGAGAAGAAGGUGAAAUCGGACCGUGCUGGAGUGGUGAAGGAGCUCUGCUGUCAGCCAGGACAAAUAAUUCCUCCCGGGGGCGUCAUCGUCAGAAUCGAAGAAUGCAGCCAUCCAAUAGUGAUGAAGGGUCUGUGCGCCGAAUGCGGCCAGGAUCUGACUCAGCUGCAGGGGACUAAUGGGAACCAGCAAAGUCCCAUCUCCACAGCAACAGUCUCCAUGGUGCACAGUGUCCCUGAACUGAUGGUCAGCUCGGAGCAAGCCAAACAGCUGGCCCGAGAAGACCAGCAGAGACUGCACCGGAACAAAAAGCUGGUCCUCAUGGUGGACCUGGACCAGACGCUGAUCCACACCACUGAGCAGCACUGCCAGCGCAUGUCCAACAAGGGGAUCUUCCACUUCCAGCUGGGUCGGGGGGAGCCCAUGCUCCACACGCGGUUACGGCCGCACUGCAAGGAAUUCCUGGAGAAAAUCGCCAAACUCUACGAGCUGCACGUCUUCACAUUCGGGAGCCGUUUAUAUGCACACACCAUCGCUGGCUUCUUGGAUCCUGAAAAGAAACUUUUCUCCCACAGAAUCCUUUCUAGAGACGAAUGCAUAGAUCCGUUCUCCAAGACGGGGAAUCUUAGAAACCUGUUCCCCUGCGGCGACUCCAUGGUCUGCAUCAUCGACGACCGGGAAGACGUCUGGAAGUUUGCACCGAACCUCAUCACUGUGAAGAAGUACAUCUACUUCCAGGGCAUCGGAGACAUCAACGCUCCACCGGGAUCACGGGAAGCUCAGAUGGCCAAGAAAGCUGGAGGCCCUUCGAGUCGACCGACAGAGAGCACAGAACAAGCGGAGGCGAUUGGUGCUGAUGAGCAAAAUAAUGGCCUCAGGAAACGGUCAAAGGAGCCAGGCAUUUCAACAAAGGAAGAGCUUUCAUUACCUCAGUCUUCUCAGGAAGGAGCUACCGGCGAAAGGACACAGGGGGGUGUGGAGGAGAAUCAGGAGGAGGCAGGACGAAGUCGAGGGUCAGACGCUGGUCAAAAGGUUUCAGAGUCUGGGCAGAAACCAAAGGACACUCAGGUGGAGGAUAAAAAAGAUGUUAAAGAGGAUGGUGGUAACGGGACAGAAGAGGCUCAGGGAGGUGCCAACUCCUCAGCACCGAGCCACGACUCCAAUAACUUGGAUUUUGACCUUUCUAGUGACAGCGACAGUGAAUCGGGUACAGGAAAGCCCGCCUCGCCAGACGGCGGGAGUCAAAGCAGGACUCACUUGACAAAGGAGUCUGAACAGGAAGGAGAUGGACACGAGCCCUCUGAUGAGGAUAUGACGAAGGACGGGGACAGCAAAGGUUCUUGCGAAGUCGAGAACAGCUCGGACUCUGCAGAACACCCAGGCGUCGUCUUGCCCGACCCCGAGCUGGGGAACGGCUGCUUGGAGAGGAGAGAGCCGGAAACCGAGUCCCAGAACAGCGAACAGUCCGGAGUCACGGUGGGAGAGGAGCUGCUGGAUCAGAGCAUGGAAGACGAGGAAGAAGAGGAAGAGACCGACAACGACCAGGACGAUCACCUUAUCUACCUGGAGGAGGUGCUGGAGCGGAUCCACGCAGAGUACUUCGCCCGCUACGAGACCUACCUGAGGAAGGAGGCGUCGGAGAUGCCGGACAUCCGCAGGAUUGUUCCAGAGCUGAAGAGCAAGACUCUGGAGGGCACGACGGUUGUGUUCAGCGGACUUUACCCCACUAACUACCCCAUGGAGAGGACAAGGGAGUUCUACCACGCCAAAGCCCUGGGGGCCAAAAUCGGCAAGAGUCUGAUCCUCAACUCUCAGGACCCCAACCGGACGACACAUCUAGUUGCAGCGAGGGCAGGAACCGAGAAGGUACGGCAGGCGCAGGACUGCAAGCACCUCCAUGUGGUCAACCCCGACUGGCUGUGGAGCUGUCUGGAGCGCUGGGAGCGGGUGGAGGAGCAGUUGUACCCCCUGAAGGAGGAUUACUCCAGGACGCCACGGAGCAACAGCCCGGCCACUUUUCUCGACAAUCAGGGCUGCCUGCAGAAAGCCGUCUUCCAGCCAGUUCCCGUCCACCCCAGACCCCGAGGGGCGUUUUCAGAGGCCCGGACCUACGACUCGGUCACAGGGAAGCUAAUCCGCAGGGGCCCUCAGGCGGCGCGUCCAGCAGCCUACCUCCAGGCGUCGGGACCCCUCUCCGACCGCAUGGACCAGUCUGGUCUCAGGGGAGCCGCACAGGGUCAGCAGAACGAGGCGGCCGGGUCCAGUCAGGACAACGAGCAGCCAGGACCUUCCCGCCGGGAGCGGCAGCCGAGCAUGUCGGAAACGAUGCCGCUGUACACGCUCUGCAAGGAGGACCUGGACAGCAUGGACAAAGAGGUGGACGACAUUUUAGGAGAGGAGAGCGACAACGAGAGCGAGGGUCGAGGGAAGGAGAAGCCGGGCAACGAGGAUAUUGCUGAGGAAGAGGAGGAGGAGGAGCAACAGCAGCAGCAGCAGCAGCCAGAAGCUGGAGAGUCGACAACAUCAGGGCCCCCCUCUAAGCCAGAUGGAGUGGAGGAAAGACUUCAGACCACACCUCCCAGUGACUCCAGUUUGUCAGAGAAUGCCCCAAGGGGUCAGAAACGGAAGCAUGACUCCGGAGAGGAUGAGGAGGAUGCGGACAUGGAGAGCAAGCAGAAAAGGCGGGACUCCGCCGACGAGUCGUCCAAGGACUCCAAUGAGGAAGAGGAGGGCAGCAGCUCGGAGGCGGACGAGAUGGCCGCCGCCCUGGAGGCUGAGCUAAACGACUUUAUGUGACGAGGGGGAAAAAAAACGACUGAAAGAAACGACUGAAAGCCAGCCCAUACCGACGUCACACGGUACCCACACAUCACUGUUUCCCCCGGAGUCGCCGUGGUUACGGCGUGGGGAGCGAUGAAUGUGUGUCGUAAUAAAAACCUGAAUGUCCUGUACAGAACCAGCGCCUUUCUGCGGAAAUGAAGGCUUGGACUUUUGUAGCACUGCUAUAUAUAAAUAUAUAUAUAUAUAUAUAUAUAUGAAUAUAAAUAGAUAUAAAUAUAAAUCGCCUUUUUGUGGCAUAAAUCCUUUGAAGUUAACAUUUUAUUGUGAGGUGAGCUCCAGGACUCAUGAAAUUUGAUACUUUUUGAGUUGUUUUUCUAUUUGGAUUUUUAUAUUGUUGAAAAGAUGAAUAAAAAAAACAACAUAAGUGUAUAUUUUGCUGAUGGUUCUUGCCAAAGAGUUUUGAAAUAGGUUUGCCAAGUUGUGCAGCUAAAAGAAAUUUUAAUCUUGACUUCCAGUUUUUAAGAUUUUUUUUAUUAUUAUUAUUGUAAUAAUUAAAUUUUUGGUCUCAGCAGGUUUUUAGGGUCAACUAGUUCAUCCAGACAUUUGAAUGUGUUUCUUCCAUUAGUUUCUAUCUUGUUUGUACAUUUUGUAAACAUUUUGUGUGCUAACAGAAGAUCUUUUGUUAAUGAUGAAUAAAUGAUAACAUCCCAGUAA
Molecule: messenger RNA, 4428 nt
Organism: Poecilia latipinna (sailfin molly)
Lineage: Eukaryota; Metazoa; Chordata; Actinopteri; Cyprinodontiformes; Poeciliidae
Gene: ctdp1
Product: CTD (carboxy-terminal domain, RNA polymerase II, polypeptide A) phosphatase, subunit 1
Exons: 13
Coding region: 703-3729 (1008 amino acids)
Cellular component (GO): nucleus
Molecular function (GO): RNA polymerase II CTD heptapeptide repeat phosphatase activity
Source: RefSeq, a predicted model, not a curated record